AGCCGGGAAUGAGCAUGUUCGAGGCGGAGCAGUGAACGUCCUCCCCGCAGAACCAGGAUCGUCUCGGAGGCACCAUGAACCCAGUCCUGCAUUGAGCCUCUCCUCGGUGGGUUGGCAUGGCCCAGUGAUGAACGGAGCGGUGGUGCCUGGUAGCCCGGAGCUCUCCUCCUCGUGCCCACUGCCUGACUGGCGAGAGUUCUGUGAGCUCCAUGCUCGAGCCUCUGCUGCAGAUUUCGCUGACAAGUUCCAGCGCUUUCUGUCAGAGAACCCGUGCUACGACUCGCCUGGCGCCGAUGCCAGCUUCUCACAGCACUUUGCCCACCACUUCCUGGAGUGCUUCUCUGCAGCGCUGACCCAAGCCCGGGAGAACCAGGCGUCCUCACCGGGGGAGGACGGCUCCAACGCGGCGCCCAAGUACAGCAUCGUUCCUUUCCUGGGAAUCCAGGGUUGCCCUCUGUCCUACGGCCACGACCUCUACCAGAGACGCAAGGACGCAGGGGCUUCAAGUGAAUCCCUGGACAGCAUGGACAGCGGAGGGGGAGGGAUAGAUGGGGGAGGCAGCGGCACCACGGCCUCCCGAGGCCCCCAGACAACCCACAAGGUGUCGGCUCUGGGACAGUCCCGCAGCUCCGAGGACGUGUCGGUCAGCCACCCGAAGGCUCGCUUCAAGAAGGGCUUCUCUCUGAGGAACAUGAGCCUGUGCGUGGUGGACGGGGUGAAGGAGAUGUGGCACAGACGGGCCUCCCCUGAACCCGACCCUCCCUCUGGGGCCAGGAAGGCCAACGGGGGAGGAGGAGGAGGUGGGGGAGGGGAGGUGGCAGGGGGAGAGAAGUGGUCCCAAAAGCUCCGACUUCCCAGGGGGUCCCAGGGCCACAAGGCCGAGCUGCUGGAGAUCCAGAGGGAGGGAGCGCUGAGGUACAUGGUGGCCGACGACACAAACUGUAUGGGGGCCGCGCAGUGGCAGAAGUGCCGCCUGCUGCUGAGGAAGACGAAGAGGGACGAAGGAGGGGAGAGGUUCCUGCUGGAGUUCUACGUACCGCCCAAGUCCUCAAAACCCAAAGUGAGCAUCCCUCUGUCAGCCAUCGUGGAGGUGAGGACCACCAUGCCUCUGGAGAUGCCUGACAAGGACAACACCUUUGUUCUGAAGGUGGAAAACGGGGGAGAAUACAUCCUGGAAACCAUUGACUCCCUACAGAAAAACUCGUGGGUUGCUGACAUCCAGGACUGCAUAGACCCCGGUGAUAGCGGCGAUGACAUCGAGCUGGCGUCAUGUCCUCAUGGCCAGGCCUCCAAAGACUGCUCCAUGGUGGCCUCUUGCAGCUGCGAGCUGCUGUCUGAGGGAGUGUAUCGUGCUCCAGAGAGGUCGUGUCCUACAGCAGCAGAGCAUUACAGCGCCCCCUCAGUCCGUUGCAGGGAACCUCCUUUUACCCAGCACCCGUCCCACAUGCCUUUAGAGCGCUUCCUCCAGUCCCCAGAGGCCCAGGGCUCCAACUCUUCUGCAGGUGGUGGUGAAGGAGCGAAAGAAUCAGAUGGAGAUGCCAGCUUGGUGGGCUACCCAUGGUUCCAUGGUACGCUGUCCCGUGUGCGGGCGGCUCAGCUGGUGCUUGCAGGCGGAGCCAGGAGUCACGGGCUCUUUGUGAUUCGUCAGAGUGAGACACGGCCAGGAGAGUACGUCCUCACCUUCAACUUCCAGGGCAAAGCCAAGCAUUUGCGCUUGUCAGUCAACGAGAACGGGCAGUGCCACGUCCACCACUUGUGGUUCCACACCGUAUCAGACAUGUUGAGACACUUCCACGCCCAUCCGAUCCCCCUCGAAUCUGGAGGCUCAGCUGACAUCACGCUACGCUCCUACGUACAAGUGCAGCGAAGCUCCACCACAGAUGUGGCCGCGCCUCCAGUCCUCACUCCACCCAGGGAUGCAGGCUGCCGGACGGAUUCGGCUCCGCCAGCUCUUCACCCUCCUGGAAUCGCGGUGCCUGCGGGGCCUCCUUCUGAUGCCCCACUUUCUUCAAGCACCUCCUCCUCACCCACCGCCCUUCCCUCCCUCUCCCGCAGUGACCCAGGUACCGGAGGAGGAGUAGGAGGAGGGUUACAGAGCCGGAGCAAUAGCUCUGAACGCCUGCUGGAGGCCUCUAGUGGAGCCUCUGAGGACUACCACGAUGCUGAUGGGACUCGCCGGGCCAGAGCUGUGGAGAACCAGUACUCUUUCUACUAAACCACACCAGGCAGGGUUCGGUCAUGUAUCUGCUGACUGGAUGAGAUGCAGAAAGUUGGAAGUGACAUGGGGCGCUCUGCUGAUGGUGAAAACGGUCCAGAUCACUGGAUCACCCAUCAUUUUGUUUGUUUGUUUUUGUUUCCUGUUUCUCAGAUUUGAGAACGGGGUUGAGAUGAUGCCGAGCAGUGAGUCCAUGCUGAUAAAAUCACUCAGCCUACGUGGCUUUGUUUCAAACUCAGUCGUCAAAGAUGUGCAUAAACAGCGACGCACAUGGCUACAAGUAGAAAGUGAGAGGAUAAGAUGUAGAAAAUGCAGCAUUGAACAUCAGUGUAGGAGGAGAAAGCGCGAGGAAGUGAUCCAGUGGAGUCAUAUGGCUUUGAUUCACCUCUUUUGACCACUUCCCAUUCACCCUUACCCACAGUUCCCUGGGAGCAGAGCCUGUGUCACCACCCUGCUGGAGGACUGAGAGGUUGGAAUGACCCUCAAGAAACAGUCCCUCCCUUCUGAGCUCCUCCGAGCUCCCGAGAGCAUCUCGUUAAUGUUUGUAAAGCUGCUUUGAGUCUGUCCCGGAUAUCCUCACUGUCCCUGCGGGUUUUUCCCUACAAAGUCCUGCUCUGGGUCUUUGGUCUACACUAACAUCAGUACAGCAAUCAUGGGUGUGUUAGUGUUAGCUCAGAGGUGUUUUUCUUAAACAUGUACAGCCUAAAGGGUCUUAGUGCCUGACGAUUACCUUGGACUUGAACGGACUGUUGUCCAUAGCAACAAGGAGGAUGACGCUGUCAUCACACAUCAUCACAACAGCCCAGAAAUUAAACAGGAGAUUAAUUUACUGUCAGUUUCUGCUUAAGACAUAUUGAACAUACAUAUCUCUGCACACUGAAGUGGUUCUCUUCUCAUAGUUUUGUUGAUGGCUGCAACACACACAAACACACACAGGUGGUCAUACGUUGUGUUACAAAUCAGUUUAAAACUGUUAAAAUGGAAGAAAAACCAAUCCAGGUUCAGCCUGUAUGAUCAGGACAGGGUGGCUCCCAUUUUGAUGUCCUACUGGGUUAUUUCUAUGAGUGUGUGGUGGUGUAUUAGAGUCCAAAUAUUUUUCAAUGAUCGGUGUGCUACAGUAGUGUUUCUAAAACAUGGUUUUCGGAGUCCCUCCGUCUGGUGAUGGUUCUGUAUUCAAACUCAUCAUAUGGAUAACCUGUAGAUUAGAUAUGCUGUUAAUAUAGAUCACUUUAAAGUAAUGCCUUGAAGAUAUUAUUAUACCAAAUCCAGCAUUUAUCGGAGGGACUUGGGACAUGUUUUGUUUUUGAAUGGUGGCAGUAUUGUGUACUGUUUGUGCAGCCUGCAGGUGAAUUGUGGGUGGAACGGUACAGUUAGUAAAACAAAGGGUACUAGGUGGCCAUGCUUGAAUGGAAAGAUGUGACAUUACUGCUUUACUUUAGGCUGACACAGUGCUGAGCUGUUGAGGCUAAUAUUUUAAAAGACAAUGUGAUUUUUACUCCACUUUUUUAAUGUAGGUAUUUAUGCCUAAAUAUCAGUUAGAAAAUCCUCAUAAAGCAAAAGUAUGAUAUUUUGGGAAAUGUGCUAAUUGGCUUCCCUCCUAAGUGUUAACACCUCGGUACAACUCUCAUGUCUGUAAUGUGUGAAGCAGCAGGCAGCUAGCUUAGCUUAGCACAAGGACUGGAAACAGGAUAACCGCAAGCCUGGUUUGUCCAAACAUAACAAAACCCGUCUUGCAGUACGUCUGAAGCUCAUUAAUGAGCGCUUGUCAUGUUUGUUUAAUGUGCCCAAAAUCCAAAGUGUCAGUUUUGUUUGACUAUUUCGUUUUGGUCGGAACCAGUUGCCAGGCAACAAGAGGAGACUCCCAACUCCAAAAAAUACGGUGAAACACCUGUUUACACUUUGGGUUUUUGUAUGGAGUAAAUAAAUCAAAAUCUAAUUAAGUUUAUGGAAAACAUAUUUGAGAGUUUUCUUAAAAAUGUCAAUGGAGGAGGAAGAUUUGAUUGAGAGAGGAAAGCUGUUCUAAAGCUUUGCUGCUACUGCAAAGAUCUUCUGUAUCCACCAGCCUCAAACAUGGAACUGUUAAAAUCAGUUGUUCUGAGGAGCUAAGAGGUAGAGGUACCCAGAUGCCAAUAUGCAUGGCUUUAUAAACAAGAAAAAUAACCUUAAAAGCAGUUCUGUCUCUAUAAAUGAUGUAGUGCAGAGAUGCAAGUACAGGACUCUGCAUUUUUUUUGGUACCAGUCAGGAGUCUUGCAGCAGACGAAACAGUGAAAACCAGUCGAUACUGAGCUACAGUGAGUUACAGUAAUCCAGCCUUGGGAGAUUAAUGCAGUGGUCACAGUCUUCAGAUGGAUUUCAAUUUGGCAGUGGUCCUCAGUUGAGAGUAGCACCCUUCAACCACAGAGUCUGUCAGAUUUCAGUGCUGAGUCAAAGAUGAGACCAGUCACUCAGCUGAAGACAGUUUAAACAAGACAGAAUUUGUUGACUAACUGUCCGUAGAGAGCCAUAGGGAUGCUGGUUUGCAUAUUUUGUUACCGGAAACAAAGCCAGAUUAUCCUUGUUUUUAGUGCUUUAAGCUAAAUUAUCUGGUUGCUAAUGAUACAUUCAUAUCCACAGUCAUCAAUUUUCUCAUCCUCUCUCCGCAGGGCAGCAGAAUAAACGCACUUUCCAGCAACUUUUGUUGGAAAAUAUGUCAGACACACCUGAAAACAUAAAAGCAGAAGCAUUUGAAAGUAUUGCAAACGGACAAGCAAGCAGCUGCAUGUAAUAUCUGAAGCACAUGCAACGCUUUUGUUCAGUUGGAUUCAACAUAUCAAGAGUCGCCGCCUGUCUUUUCGAGCAUGGCCAUUUAGCCUCAGAGGUGAUUUGAGUCGUGGAGCGGACGGAGCAGUUCAUGUGCCAAUUUGAAUCCUAUUUUUGAAACAUAUUUAUUCCUCAGCCUGUAAAUUACAUUUUUCCCAUCGAGUCUUAUUUAUGUACAACUGAUUGAUUCUUCUUGAUGAAACAUCCACAGUGGAAAUGGUUUUUUGCAAGAAACCCACGUCACAUAUCACAGAUUACUCAUGUCGCCCUUUUAUUUUCUUAACACACUUAAAGCUGAAUUUUCUGUUGUCUGACUGAGUUUUGAAGAGUCUGUGCAAUUUUGUACAAAGUGAUGUACUUGACAUACUACUUUAUAUUUCUGUGAAUAAAAUGUGAACAAACUA
Stegastes partitus (bicolor damselfish) is the source of this 5419-nucleotide messenger RNA. RefSeq names its product SH2B adaptor protein 2 (gene sh2b2). The record is from RefSeq and is a predicted model, not a curated record. The transcript is spliced from 9 exons. Gene Ontology annotation, molecular function: transmembrane receptor protein tyrosine kinase adaptor activity. Gene Ontology annotation, biological process: intracellular signal transduction; antigen receptor-mediated signaling pathway. Gene Ontology annotation, cellular component: plasma membrane. NCBI's taxonomy places the organism in Eukaryota, Metazoa, Chordata, Actinopteri, Pomacentridae. Bases 128 to 2215 code for a protein of 695 amino acids.